GCUCAGAUUUUCUUAGCGGUAGGAUGGGGCGACGUGGACAUCAUUUCCCAGCUAUCAACACUACGGCCGCUUGAGAAGAAGAAGUGGAAGUGAGCCAGGCAGUUCAACCAGCCAGUGCCUGCCUGCCUCAGUGAGCACAAGCUGCGGGAGCACUGAGAGGCGCGGAAAGGUGUCCGAGCUGUCAAAAAACUGGAUUAUUACAGUCGCUGACGCCUGGAUGUCACCCCCCGGCCCGGUGGAGAGGAGAACCGCAGUCAUGUUGUCUUAGCUGGCCCAGAGAAAGCUAAAUACCCGAGCACAGCCGAGGUGCUCCCUUGUGUGCCAAACAUGUCGGACAAAAUGUCCAGUUUCCUACACAUUGGGGACAUCUGCUCCCUGUAUGCAGAGGGAUCAACCAAUGGUUUCAUCAGCACCCUAGGCCUGGUGGAUGACCGCUGCGUCGUCCAACCUGAUGCUGGGGACCUCAACAAUCCGCCGAAGAAGUUCAGAGACUGUCUGUUUAGACUGUGUCCCAUGAACCGCUACUCAGCCCAGAAGCAGUUCUGGAAAGCGGCGAAACCUGGAGGGAACACCGAGUCAGUGCUGCUUAACAAGUUGCAUAGUGCAGCUGACUUGGAGAAGAAACAGAACGACUCUGAAAACAAAAAGCUUCUUGGAACAGUGAUUCAGUAUGGAAAUGUCAUUCAGCUCCUCCACCUGAAGAGCAACAAGUAUCUGACUGUGAACAAACGACUGCCGGCACUGCUGGAGAAAAAUGCCAUGAGGGUGAUGCUGGACACUGCUGGAAAUGAGGGUUCCUGGUUCUACAUACAGCCCUUCUACAAACUUCGCUCCAUUGGGGACAGUGUGGUGAUCGGGGACAAAGUGGUCCUGAACCCAGUGAAUGCUGGUCAGCCGCUUCAUGCCAGCACACACCAGCUCGUGGAUAAUCCAGGAUGCAAUGAGGUGAAUUCAGUCAACUGUAACACCAGCUGGAAGAUUGUCUUGUUUAUGAAAUGGAGCGACAAUCAAGAUGCCAUUCUUAAAGGGGGUGAUGUGGUACGACUGUUUCAUGCAGAGCAAGAGAAAUUCCUUACAUGUGACGAUCACAGAAAAAAACAAUAUGUGUUUCUACGCACUACGGGACGGCAGUCAGCUACCUCGGCAACCAGCAGCAAAGCCCUAUGGGAGAUCGAAGUUGUACAGCAUGAUCCGUGCCGAGGGGGCGCAGGGUACUGGAACAGCCUGUUUAGGUUCAAACACUUGGCCACUGGACACUACCUGGCUGCAGAGCUGAACCCAGAUUAUGAAGAGGAGUGCCUGGACUCACGCUCUUCACUUGACUCAGAGCAAGAAGCUAUGAGAGCCCGUUCGAGAAAUGUCCAGGACAAAGUCAUGUACACACUUGUGUCUGUUCCUGAUGGAAAUGACAUCUCUUCCAUAUUUGAGCUCGACCCUACCACUUUAAGGGGGGGAGACUCACUAGUUCCCAGAAACUCGUAUGUACGCCUCAGACACUUGUGCACCAACACGUGGGUUCACAGCACCAACCAACCAAUCGACAAGGAGGAGGAAAAGCCUGUCAUGCUGCGUAUUGGAACUUCUGCACUCAAAGAAGACAAAGAGGCUUUUGCCAUUGUGCCCGUCUCCCCAGCUGAAGUGAGAGACCUUGACUUUGCCAACGAUGCCAGUAAAGUGCUGGCUUCUAUUGCUGGGAAGCUGGAAAAAGGCACAAUCACACAGAAUGAGAGGAGAGCCGUUACCAAGCUUCUGGAGGAUUUGGUGUUCUUUGUGGUGGAUAUUCCCAACAAUGGACAGGACGUUCUGGAGAUCAUGGUUAACAAACCCAACAGAGAACGACAGAAGUUAAUGAGAGAACAGAAUAUUCUCAAACAGAUCUUCAAGCUCCUGCAGGCCCCUUUUACAGAUAGCGGCGAUGGGCCCAUGCUGCGGCUGGAGGAGCUGGCUGACCAGCGUCAUGCCCCCUUCAGACACAUCUGCCGCCUAUGUUACAGAGUUUUGCGUCACUCGCAGCAGGACUACCGCAAGAACCAGGAGUAUAUAGCCAAACAGUUUCGCUUCAUGCAGAAACAGAUUGGUUAUGAUGUCCUGGCAGAGGACACAAUCACAGCUCUGCUCCAUAACAACCGCAAGCUCCUGGAGAAACACAUUACCGCUGCAGAGAUCGACACGUUUGUUAGCCUGGUGCGCAAGAACCGUGAGCCCAGGUUCUUGGACUACCUGUCAGACUUGUGUGUGUCAAUGAAUAAGUCCAUCCCUGUGACACAGGAGCUCAUCUGUAAUGCAGUGCUGGAUCCAGCUAACGCAGACAUCCUCAUAGAAACGAAACUGGUUCUUUCGAGAUUUGAGAUUGAAGGAGCAUCACUCGGGGAGAACUCUGUGGAAUCAGAGGAAGAUGAGGAGGAAGUGUGGUUGUUCUGGAAAGACAACACUAAAGAGAUCCGCAGUAAAAGCAUCCGGGAGCUUGCUCAGGAUGCCAAGGAGGGUCAGAAGGAUGACCAGGAGGUGAUCAGUUACUACAGGUACCAGCUAAACCUGUUUGCCAGAAUGUGUUUGGACCGUCAGUAUCUGGCAAUCAACAAGAUCUCUGGCCAGCUGGAUGUGGACCUGAUCUUGCGGUGUAUGUCAGAUGAAGACCUGCCGUAUGACCUACGAGCCUCUUUCUGUCGAAUGAUGCUGCACAUGCAUGUGGAUCGUGACCCUCAGGAGCAGGUUACGCCAGUCAAAUAUGCACGGCUGUGGUCUGAGAUCCCUUCAGAGAUUGCUAUUGACGACUAUGACAAUGAUGGAACAUCUAAAGAUGAAAUUAAGGAGCGAUUCUCACAAACGAUGGAAUUUGUUGAAAACUACCUAAGAGAUGUGGUGUCUCAGAGCUUCCCUUUUGCAGAUAAAGAGAAGAACAAACUCACCUUUGAGGUGGUGAAUCUGGCCAGGAACCUGAUUUAUUUUGGCUUCUACACCUUCAGCGACUUAUUGAGACUAACCAAGAUCCUCCUGGCUAUUCUAGACUGUGUCCAUGUCAGCACCAUUUUUGCUUUCAACAAGCUGGACAAAGGAGAUGACAGUAAAGGCAGUAACGUGAUGAGGUCAAUUCAUGGCGUUGGUGAGCUGAUGUCCCAAGUAGUGCUCAGAGGGGGGGGUUUCCUUCCCGCAUCUUCAACCAGGGCCCCCAAUGGUGACGCAGUCAAGACCCAGACUGAACCAGAGAAACAGGACAUAUUGGUCAUGGACACCAAGCUCAAGAUCAUCGAGAUCCUGCAGUUCAUCCUGAAUGUUCGCCUGGACUACAGGAUCUCCUGUCUGCUAUCGAUCUUUAAGAGGGAGUUUGAUGAGAGUAAUUCCCAAAAUGACAUAUCUUUAGCUGGAGCAGUCGAAGGACCAAACAACAUGCCAGGGGCUCUGGAUUUUGAGCACAUAGAAGAGCAGGCAGAGGGGAUAUUUGGUGGAAGUGAAGAGAACACCCCUCUGGACCUGGAUGAUCAGGGUGGCCGAACCUUUUUGAGGGUCUUGCUCCAUUUAACCAUGCAUGACUAUCCUCCUCUGGUGUCUCGAGCCCUGCAUCUGCUGUUCAGGCACUUCAGCCAAAGGCAGGAGGUCUUGCAGGCAUUUAAGCAGGUCCAGUUGCUCGUCACCAGCCAAGAUGUGGAAAAUUACAAGCAAAUAAAGUCAGACCUGGACCAGCUGCGCUCCAUCGUCGAGAAGUCUGAGCUCUGGGUGUAUAAGAGGCUGGGGCCAGACGAGGGCAUGGAUGUAGUAGACGUGCUCGCCGCUGAGCCAGAACAUAAAAAGGGUGACUCAGGGGGCAUAGACAAACCAAAGAAAGCAGAAAGCACAAGCAGUUACAACUACAGGGUGGUGAAGGAGAUCCUGCUGCGUCUCAGCAGGUUGUGUGUCCAAGAAGGUCUGUCAGGUAGAAAAAGCAAGAAGCAGCAACAGAGACUGCUGAGGAACAUGGGGGCUCAUGCUGUGGUUCUUGAGCUCUUACAGAUCCCUUAUGAGAAGGGAGAAGACUUGCGCAUGCAGGAUAUUAUGAAGCUAGCCCAUCAGUUUCUACAGAAUUUCUGUGCAGGAAAUCAGCAGAACCAGGCGCUGCUACACAAGCACAUCAAUCUUUUCCUCAACCCAGGGAUCUUGGAGGCCAUCACCAUGCAGCAUAUCUUCAUGAACAACUUCCAGCUAUGCAGUGAAAUAAAUGAGCGUGUGGUUCAGCACUUUGUCCACUGCAUUGAAACACAUGGCCGCAACGUCCAAUACCUGAAAUUCUUACAGACUAUUGUCAAGGCAGAGAACAAGUUCAUCAAAAAGUGCCAAGACAUUGUCAUGGCAGAGCUGGUGAAUGCUGGUGAAGAUGUCCUGGUCUUCUAUAAUGACCGUGCCUCCUUCCAGACUCUGGUCCAGAUGAUGCGAUCAGAGAGGGAUCGCAUGGAUGAGAACAGUCCUCUAAUGUACCACAUACACCUGGUGGAGCUCUUGGCUGUGUGCACUGAGGGCAAGAACGUCUACACAGAGAUAAAGUGUAAUUCGCUCUUGCCACUGGAUGACAUAGUGCGGGUGGUGACCCAUGAAGACUGUAUCCCUGAGGUAAAGAUUGCUUAUAUCAACUUUCUCAACCACUGCUAUGUGGACACUGAGGUUGAAAUGAAGGAGAUCUACACCUCCAACCACAUGUGGAAACUCUUUGAGAACUUCCUAGUUGACAUUUGCAGAGUGUGCAACAACACAAGUGACCGUAAGCAUGCAGACACUAUUCUUGAACGCUAUGUGACAGAGACAGUCAUGGGCAUUGUGACCACCUUCUUCAGCUCACCUUUUUCUGACCAGAGCACCAGCCUGCAGACCAGGCAACCAGUUUUUGUGCAGCUGCUGCAGGCUGUCUUCAGGGCCUAUCACUGCAACUGGUUGAUGCCAGUGCAGAAGGGCCAUGUUGAGAGCUGUAUCAAAGUGCUCUCUGAUGUUGCCAAAGGCAGAGCAAUAGCCAUACCUGUGGACCUGGACAACCAGGUGAACAACCUGUUUGUGAAAUCCAAUAACAUCGUUCAGAAGACAGCCAUGAGCUGGAGGCUUACAGCUCGCAACGCUGCACGCAGAGACUCUAUAGUGACCGCGUCAAGGGAUUACAGGAAUAUCAUAGAGAGGCUGCAGGACAUCGUGUCCGCUCUCGAAGACCGUCUUCGUCCACUGGUCCAGGCUGAGUUGUCAGUUCUGGUGGAUGUGCUGCAUCGGCCUGAGCUGCUCUUCCCUGAGAACACAGACUCGCGCAAGAAGUGCGAGAGCGGAGGAUUUAUAUGCAAGCUGAUCAAACAUACCAAGCAGCUGCUGGAGGAAAAUGAGGAGAGACUGUGCAUUAAAGUUUUGCAAACGCUUCGGGAGAUGAUGACUAAGGACAGAGGUUAUGGAGAGAAGCUCAGGGCCUUUGAUGAUGAGAUGGAUAUGCCUAAGCAGCUGGAUAACAACCAGCCUGAGAAGUUGGUGGAGGACCAAAAGAGGGGCGAGGCGCUGAGACAGAUUCUGGUGAAUCGUUACUAUGGCAACUUCCAUAGGAGUGGUGGGCGGAGGGACAGCCUGACGUCAUUUAGCAAUGGCCCCCUCGGUCAGGUUGGACCGGGCAAAAGCCAAUCAGGUGGAUUAGGGGGACAUGGGGGCCUGAGUCGUGGGGAAAUGAGCCUGGCAGAGGUACAGUGUCAUCUGGACAAAGAAGGCGCCUCUGACCUGGUUAUUGACCUCAUCAUGAACACCACGAGCGACCGAGUCUUUCAAGAAAGCAUCCUCUUAGCUAUUGCGCUGCUGGAGGGUGGAAACACCACCAUCCAGCGCUCAUUCUUUUGCCGUCUGACAGAAGACAAGAAAUCAGAAAAGUUCUUCCGUGUCUUUUACGACCGCAUGAAGUCAGCCCAGCUCGAGAUCAAAGCCACGGUGACAGUAAAUACAAGCGAUCUGGGAAACAGGAAAAGAGACGAUGACAGCCAGGACAAAGAGCCCCCUGUUCGCAAAAAAGCAAAAGACCCAGCUGUGGUGAUGACAGAAGACGUGAAAGAGCAGCUAUUAGAGGCCUCAUCUGCCACAAAGAAAGCCUUUAACUCUUAUCGGCGAGAAGCUGACCCUGAGGACCACUUCACCUCAGCAGAUGGUCAGCCCAGCACGGGGGACAAGAACCAGGAUGAAGGAGAGAUGAGUUUUGUGAUUGUUAUCAUGCAGCCUAUCCUUCGCUUUCUCCAGCUACUUUGUGAGAAUCACAACCGUGACCUACAGAACUUCCUUCGUUGCCAAAACAACAAAAACAACUACAACCUUGUGUGUGAGACGCUUCAGUUUCUAGACUGUAUCUGUGGCAGCACCACAGGCGGUCUCGGUCUGCUCGGACUCUACAUCAAUGAGAAGAAUGUUGCUCUCAUCAACCAAACACUGGAGAGUCUAACAGAGUACUGCCAAGGCCCUUGCCAUGAAAACCAGAAUUGCAUUGCCACUCAUGAGUCCAAUGGCAUUGAUAUCAUUAUUGCCCUGAUUCUUAAUGACAUUAACCCACUUGGGAAGAAGCGGAUGGACCUGGUUUUAGAGCUCAAGAACAAUGCAUCUAAGCUGCUGCUCGCCAUCAUGGAAAGCCGUCAUGACAGUGAGAAUGCUGAGAGGAUCUUGUACAAUAUGAGGCCUAAAGAGCUGGUGGAAGUGAUAAAGAAAGCCUAUCUGCAGGGGGAGGUUGAGUUUGAAAACUCAAAGGAGGAGGAGGAUAAUGGAGAAGAAGAGGAACAUGAUGCUGCUUCACCCCGAAAUGUUGGACACAACAUCUAUAUCUUAGCUCACCAGUUGGCACGUCAUAAUAAAGAGCUGUCCAUGAUGUUAAAGCCAGGAGUGUCUAGUGGAGAGGGGGAUGAGGCCUUGGAGUUCUAUGCCAAACACACUGCUCAGAUAGAGAUUGUGCGUCAGGACCGCACCAUGGAGGAGAUAGUUUUCCCUGUACCCAACAUCUGUGAGUUCCUAACUUCAGAGUCAAAGCUCCGGGUGUACUACACCACAGAGAGAGAUGAGCAAGGCAGCAAGAUCAAUGACUUCUUCCUUCGAGCAGAGGACCUCUUUAAUGAGAUGAACUGGCAGAAGAAACUCAGAGCCCAGCCGGUGCUGUACUGGUGCUCAAGAAACAUGUCGGUGUGGAGUGGCAUCUCCUUCAAGCUGGCUGUGCUCAUGAAUCUCCUGGUCUGCUUCUUCUACCCCCUCGAAGGGGUACAUGGAGGUAUCCUGGAUCCCCAUUUAUCUGCCCUUUUGUGGAUGGGAGUCUUGGCAGCGCUGAUCAUUGUUAUCAUCAUGCCACAACCACUGGGCAUCGGUGCCUUGGUCACUGUCACAAUCCUCCGUCUCAUCUUCUCUGUGGGCCUGGAGCCCACGCUCUUCCUUCUGGGUGCUUUCAAUGUUUGUAAUAAGAUAAUCUUCCUGAUAAGUUUUGUUGGCAAUCGAGGAACCUUCACGCGAGGCUACAAAGCCAUGGUGAUGGACUUUGAGUUCCUCUACCACCUCAUCUACCUCAUCAUCUGCUGUUUGGGGGUGUUUGGCCAUGUUUUUUUCUACAGUCUUUUGCUGUUUGACCUGGUAUACAGAGAGGAGACCUUGCUGAAUGUGAUCAAGAGUGUGACUCGUAAUGGACGCUCCAUCGUGCUGACCGCUGUGCUCGCCCUCAUUUUGGUCUACUUGUUCUCCAUCGUGGGUUACAUAUUUUUCAAGGAUGACUUCAUCCUGGAGGUGGACCAUAUCCCCAACACAACUAUGAAAAGUGGAGGUAGUUUGGCAAGCGAGUUCCUGUCUGCAGCAGUGUGUCAUGGUGGUACUGAUGAAAACUGCACUACAGAUGCCCUCCAGGAAGAUUUGGGGAAUGACAUUGAGGAGGACGGCAACAUGGAACGGACGUGCGACUCUUUACUUAUGUGCAUUGUUACUGUGCUGAGUCAUGGGUUGAGGAGUGGAGGGGGAGUGGGGGAUGUUCUUCGCAAGCCUUCCAAAGAGGAGCCACUGUUUGCGGCAAGAGUGAUAUACGACCUGCUGUUCUUCUUCAUGGUCAUCAUCAUUGUCCUGAACCUUAUUUUUGGUGUAAUCAUUGACACCUUUGCUGACUUGAGGAGUGAAAAACAGAAGAAAGAGGAAAUCCUGAAGACCUCGUGUUUUAUCUGCGGUCUGGAGCGUGACAAGUUUGACAACAAGACGGUGACCUUUGAGGAGCACAUUAAAGAGGAGCACAACAUGUGGCACUAUCUGUUCUUUAUCGUCCUGGUAAAAGUUAAAGAUUCCACUGAAUACACCGGCCCGGAAAGCUACGUGGCUCAGAUGAUCAAGGAGCACAACCUGGACUGGUUCCCUCGGAUGCGUGCCAUGUCACUGGUGAGCAGUGAUUCGGAGGGGGAGCAGAAUGAAAUCAGGAACCUGCAAGAGAAGCUGGAGUCAACCAUGAAGCUGGUGACAAACCUGUCUGCGCAGCUGACUGAGCUCAAAGAACAGAUGACAGAACAGAGGAAGCAGAAACAACGAAUUGGACUUCUUGGUCACCCUCCUCACAUGAAUAUCAAUCCCCAGCAGCCUGCCUGAGGGGCCUUGGGGCCAUUUUCACCAGUGCCUGAGCACCCAUAACAGUGUACAACAUGUUAGCCAGGAGAAUGCCAAAACAUGUCCAUCUCCAGUAUCUAUUUAGGUCAAUGUAUGGCUGUAUUUUCCAAAACACUCCCUUAGAUGUGAGUAAAAGUUAUCUUGGUGUGUAGUAUAGAUGUGUCAGUGUGGGUGGAGUGUGCACAAUGUGCCUCAGGACCUGAGAAGCCAGUCCUGUAAGUUUCUGUCUUCAGCUUUACUACCCUGAAUGCCUUCUGCAUCGGAUCUAUCAGGCAGCAUGCCAAAGUUUAGCCAUUGUUCCUGAGGGAAUAUUCCUCUCAAGUGGCCUUGUAAUGAGGAUUUCAUCCUCUGUGUUGCACCAGCAAACUCAGGUCACAUGUGGAUUUGAAGUUUUGUUUGACCCCUACAACACAAUAUUUAAUAUUUUGCUUUCAUCAGAUGGCAAUAAGAAUACUAUUUAAUAUGCAAUGACUAAUUAAGAACUAACUAGUUUUGAGAAUUUUGUUUGCUUUUUUUUUAUUUAAAAUGAUUUAUCAUGUAUUUAAAAUAUAAGACAAAGCUGUAAACAACACUGAAGAGGUCACCAAGCUUUUCCAAAGCAUAUAAAGAUGUUAUUAAAUCUGUAAUCGUUUGUUUCUUUGUUUUUUAAGUCGAGAGAAAGCAUUUGAUACUACUUUCAGAAUUCUUUGUAAUCUCAAACUAAGGUCCUCCUUGUUCCAGGGCAGUUUAUAUAAGAAAAACAAUCGUUGGGAAUACAUUGUAACUUUUUUUGAAGAUAAAUAAUUCUGACCCGUUACAACUUUCAGAAAUAUUUUUUGUAUAAUGAACAUUAUGGACUUCCUAGAGAGCUGAAGCGGUCCUGCGAUUGCUUCACCCUGACACUGGGUCCAUGAUGUAUUUAACAAUGUGAUUUAUAUGGGAUCUCAUUAAAACCACAGAUCCAAACAUAAAAGAUUUUUGGGAACAACAUUAUCUUAAUAUCCUUGAUGUCUGCACUGACUUACUUAAUCUUCGUUUAACGCGUUUAGAUUGAAGCACUGAUAUUUUCUGUAGCACAGAAGCAAUCGUUGCUAUUUGUUUGGUCACUUUGUAAAGAAUACAAAGACUGUGUUCAUGUUAAUGUGAAGAAAGAAAAAACUACUAGAUUGAAUUUGGAGUGCUGUUAAACCAAACUCAACUUUUAUACUUACUGAUGGAUUCUGUCUGAACUGUACAUUGCAUUCUUGGAGUCUAUUUAAAUAAAUAAGUGUGUUGAAUACGGUUGCUGAAAACAAUGUCUGCAUCUACAAAUGUGACACAAAAGGAAGUGAAGAUCUGGUAAUUCCCUAAGUCACAGCCAUGCACUUUGAUACUGCAGUGAGCAUGAAAAAAAUGCAGCAUGCAGAAGUCAUAAUCGGGAAUUGCCGGCAGAUUAUCUCUUAUCCGAAGUCCUCUAAAAAUGAGGAAGUGCACUUCUUCGAUUAUCAUGCAGCAUGGGGAAAUGUCUGCGCGUACAUGGGUUGC
Messenger RNA from Pelmatolapia mariae (spotted tilapia), 10086 nucleotides. Its product is annotated as inositol 1,4,5-trisphosphate receptor type 1. The transcript has 60 exons. Lineage: Eukaryota; Metazoa; Chordata; Actinopteri; Cichliformes; Cichlidae. Gene Ontology annotation, cellular component: membrane; endoplasmic reticulum. The record is from RefSeq and is a predicted model, not a curated record. The coding region runs from base 328 to 8565 and encodes 2745 amino acids. Gene Ontology annotation, biological process: calcium ion transmembrane transport. Gene Ontology annotation, molecular function: inositol 1,4,5 trisphosphate binding; inositol 1,4,5-trisphosphate-gated calcium channel activity.